GCAGGGAACAGGUAGCUGUGUCAGAUUAAGUGGUUUCACUCUACACAGUAUCGAGCGGUUUAAGGUCCGAGAAAGAUUCAAUCUGGGUGAGAGAGGAAGUUUAAAAAUUGCCGAGAAAGUGACGGGAAAAUAAGAAAAAUGCCUAGAUCGCGAUCACCAGUGUCAAUAGCUUUAUCGUUUCUCUUCACAUUCUUCAGCGUCUCAAACGCUUUUUACGGACCAUCGUCGCCAGUGCUUCAGCUUACUCCUUCUAAUUUCAAGUCCAAGGUUUUAAAUUCGAAUGGAGUUGUUUUGGUUGAGUUCUUUGCGCCUUGGUGUGGCCAUUGUCAAGCUCUAACACCUACAUGGGAGAAGGCUGCCAAUGUUUUGAAUGGAGUUGCUACUGUGGCUGCUCUUGAUGCUGAUGCUCACCAGUCCCUUGCUGAGGAAUAUGGGAUUAGAGGGUUUCCGACAAUAAAGGUGUUUGCACCUGGAAAGCCUCCAGUAGAUUAUCAGGGAGCAAGGGAUGUCAAACCUAUUGCAGAAUUUGCCCUCCAGCAGGUAAAAGCCCUCUUGAAAGACCGUUUGGCUGGGAAAGCUUCUGGAGGAUCUAGUGAGAAAUAUCAACCCAGUGCAUCAGUAGAAUUAAAUUCCCGCAACUUUGAUGAAUUGGUGCUCAAAAGUAAAGAACUUUGGAUUGUGGAGUUUUUUGCACCUUGGUGUGGACGCUGUAAAAAACUUGCUCCUGAGUGGAAGAAGGCUGCUAAUAACUUGAAGGGGAAGGUGAAGCUUGGUCACGUUGACUGCGAUUCAGAGAAGCAGUCUCUCAUGAGCAGGUACAAGGUGCAAGGAUUUCCUACGAUCUUAGCAUUUGGUGCAGACAAAGACGGUCCAAUUCCCUACGAGGGUGCUAGAAAUGCAUCUUCAAUUGAAUCAUUUGCUCUAGAGCAGCUCGAAACAAAUGUUGGACCUGCUGAAGUGACGGAGGUGAUUGGCCCAGAUGUCAUGGAGGACAAAUGUGGUUCGGCUGCCAUAUGCUUUGUUGCUUUCUUACCUGAUAUUUUAGACUCCAAGGCAGAAGGCAGGAACAAGUACCUGGAGAUGUUAUUGUCAGUAGCAAAGAAAUUUAAAAGAAACCCUUACAGCUAUGUUUGGGCAGCUGCUGGUAAGCAACCAGAUCUUGAGAAGUGUGUAGGUAUCGGUGGGUAUGGGUAUCCAGCUCUUGUAGCCUUGAAUGUGAAGAAAGGAGCAUAUGCUCCGCUCAGAAGUGCAUUUGAGCUUGAGCAUAUCAUUGAAUUUGUUAAGGAAGCCGGGAGAGGAGGGAAGGGAAAUUUACCUCUGAAUGGCGGUCUGAACAUCGUAAAGACAGAAGCAUGGGAUGGGAAAGAUGGGAAAAUCAUGGAAGAGGAUGAGUUCUCCCUGGAAGAACUCAUGGGAGAAGAUUGAACAGCAACUGCAACAAGAAGCAAGGAUGAGUUUUGAUUAAACUGAAAAUAGAAGAAUCGGGUUUAGGCAAAAUUGGAUUUGAGUUUUGAUGUUACGGAGAACCAUAUCUGUAGGAGACUUUGUUUUCUUUCCCACAAUGAAAUUAGAUUUCUUCGUCUCCA
Molecule: messenger RNA, 1586 nt
Organism: Gossypium raimondii (Peruvian cotton)
Lineage: Eukaryota; Viridiplantae; Streptophyta; Magnoliopsida; Malvales; Malvaceae
Product: protein disulfide-isomerase like 2-2
Exons: 9
Coding region: 139-1425 (428 amino acids)
Biological process (GO): response to endoplasmic reticulum stress
Cellular component (GO): endoplasmic reticulum lumen
Molecular function (GO): protein-disulfide reductase activity; protein disulfide isomerase activity
Source: RefSeq, a predicted model, not a curated record